This is a messenger RNA of Penicillium cinerascens, 2346 nucleotides long. Its product is annotated as putative actin binding protein. NCBI's taxonomy places the organism in Eukaryota, Fungi, Ascomycota, Eurotiomycetes, Eurotiales, Aspergillaceae. Gene Ontology annotation, molecular function: actin filament binding. Gene Ontology annotation, cellular component: plasma membrane; cortical actin cytoskeleton; site of polarized growth. The transcript is spliced from 4 exons. The record is from RefSeq and is a predicted model, not a curated record. Bases 1 to 2346 code for a protein of 781 amino acids. Gene Ontology annotation, biological process: regulation of actin filament polymerization.
AUGGCGUCCCUCAACCUCUCAGCCAACGGGCCUUCGAUAUCCAAAAGCUACCAGUCCGUGGUAAACGCGUCACUCAACCCUACAUCGAAAACCUACGCCCAAUGGGUCGUCUACUCAGUCUCGACCCCGUUGGUCAAUGCCUUUCAGCAGGAUGCGGGUAACAAAGAGAGUGUGCUGAAGGUCCAAACCUCGGGAGAUGGUGAAUUGGAUGAUCUUAUUGAAGAGUUCUCGGAGGGACGAGUUCAGUUUGCCUAUGUGAAGGUGAUAGACCCCAACACGGGCUUGCCCAAGAACGUCCUCAUUGGGUGGUGCGGUGAAGGUGUCCCAGAACGGACCAAAGGUUACUUUACCAGCCAUCUCGCCAGCGUGUCCAAGUUUCUACAUGGUUAUCAUGUCCAGAUCACGGCCCGGGCUGAAGGCCAUCUGACCCCCGAGGGUAUCAUCCAGCGAGUGGCCGACUCCUCAGGCUCGAAGUACUCGGCGGAUUCGCAGGCCCCCGUUUCCUCCGGCUCGACAUCCACCGGCCCUCCUCCCAUUGCCAGCAAGCCCGUCUUCACACCCACCAGGUCAGGUGGCAUCGUUCCGACUCCGGCACCACGUCCCAAGCCUGCUACUACAUCCAAUGUUGAUGAUGAUGGUUGGGGCGCCGAUGCGCCUCCGGUGACUCGGACUCAGCUUGAGAAGGUCCAAUCUGCGUAUCAGCCUACCCGCGUGAACCUGCAACAACUCAAGAAUGAGAACCAGACUCCUGCUAACCAGCCGGCCCCUGCUCCCUCCGAGGAUCGAGGUGAUGUCGUCCGGGGCGGUUACCAGCCGAUAGGUAAGGUGGACAUUGCAGCAAUCCGGAGGCAGGCCGCCGAGUCUGGCCGGACACAAGACGAUCGCCCGGCACCUGUAAAGGGAUCUUACGAACCGGUCGGCAAAGUGGACAUUGCCGCCAUCCGCGCCAGAGCCCAGAAGCCCGAAGGUGCUGGUGAUAGCUCCCCAGCCGUACCCAGCCCGGUAUCUCGGAACGAGCCCGUCUCUCUCCCUGAACGCCCAGUCAUGAACCAGGAGGCCGAGCGCCUGACCACGCUGCCCAAGCCCAAGGUUGCGAACAAGUUCGGUGGCGGCCCUUCCUUUGGCGGCACGAAACCACCUCUCCCAGCUAGCUCCAGCGUACCUGCUGUGGCGCCGCAGGUUGGCAGUGCCAGCCGAACCUUUGCUGAUCAGGGAGGAAAAACCCCGGCGCAGCUGUGGGCAGAGCGUAAAGCCAGGGAGCGUGGAGAGGCUCCCGCUCCCGCUUCCACUGAUACGGAGCCGAUCCAGAGCCAGACCAGUGGACAGGGUGAAUGGAGGAGCUCAUAUGCCGGCAAGUCAUGGGCGCCUGUGCAGACGGUUAAGGACAUGCCUGUCCCCCAGGCUGUCGACGCAAGGGCUGCCGAUUCCCAGGAAACAGAGGCUCCAGAGCCAUCGUCUCACGUUGGAGGCAUCCGCGAUCAAUUUGCCCACUCGACUCCCGCGGAAGCACCUGCUCCGCCCGUUCCCCAGGCCAGUCGUCCUGUUCCCGUCCCCGGACUGGCCACCGAACCGUCUGAGCCCGAGCCCGAGCCCGAGCAUGAUGCUCAGCAAGUUCUGCCCACCCCGCCGCCGCAACCUCGCUCACCAACGCCCCCUACUCCGCCUGUGCGCGAGAGCUCACCCAUCCAAGUCGCUAUGCCUGUUGGCCGAGGCGUGACGGAUGCCCAUGAGGAGCAGAAUUCGCCGCCUCCCGCCAUGCCUGUCCAGAGUCUCCAGGAGGCCGUUCCGGACGAGCAGGACCUUGAGGAUGAUACUCAUGAUAUUGGUCGGGCUGCCGCGGAAGCUACCGUUGAUGACCAGUCGCUCGGUGGACAGCGCGCUCUGGUGAAGUAUGACUAUGAGAUUGGUGAAGACAAUGAAAUUGAACUUCGAGAAGGUGAAUAUGUCACCGAGAUCCAGCAAGUCGACGAGGACUGGUGGCAGGGGAAGAAUGCCGAGGGUAAAACCGGUCUUUUCCCUGCUGUCUACGUGGAGCUUGUGGAUGACGAGCAGCCCGCCGCCUCCCACGGUCAAACUCACUUUGCGGAAGCCGAACCUGAGCCCGUGCCCGAGCCCGAGCCCGAACCCACGCCUGCUCCCGCCGCUGUUCCAGAGCCCGCCGCUGCCAGCUCCAAGGGCCACACUGCCAAGGCGCUUUACGACUACGAGGCCGCAGAAGACAACGAGCUCAGCUUCCCCGAAAAUGCCACGAUCGAGGAUAUCCAAUUCCCCGAUGAUGACUGGUGGUAUGGAAAGUACAAUGGUGCGGAGGGCCUGUUCCCGGCCAACUACGUGGAGUUGAACUAG